UUCAGAAUGUGGCAGCUCAUAAGCCUCUUACUGCUCGUGGCCACCUGGGAGAUUUCUGGCACACCACCUACUCCUGAUUCGGUGUUUUCCAGCAGCCAGCACGCCCACCAGGUGCUGCGCAUCCGCAAGCGCACCAACACCUUCCUGGAGGAGCUCAUGCCAGGCAACCUGGAGCGGGAGUGCAUGGAGGAGACCUGUAACCUGGAGGAAGCCCAAGAGAUUUUCAAAAACGUGGACGACACACUGGCCUUCUGGUCCAAGUACGUCGACGAGGAUCAGUGCGCGUCCCCGCCCCCACGGCACUCAUGCGACCUCCCGUGCUGCGGGAACGGCGAGUGCAUCGACGGCAUCGGCAGCUUCCGCUGCGACUGCGCCCUAGGCUGGGAGGGCCGCUUCUGCGCGCACGAGGUACGCUUCUCCAACUGCUCCGUGGACAACGGUGGCUGCGCGCACUACUGCUCGGAGGAGGAUGGCGGGCGCCAUUGCAGUUGCGCCCCGGGCUACCGUCUGGGGGACGACUUCAUGGAGUGCGAGCCCGCGGUGAAGUUUCCCUGUGGGAGGACAGUGAAGAGGAAGCUCAGCAGUUUGAAGCAUGAUGUAGACCAAGUUGACCCACGUCUCGUCAACGGGAAGCUGACCAAAUGGGGAGAGAGCCCCUGGCAGGUGCUCCUGCUGGACUCCAAGAAGAAGCUAGCCUGUGGAGCAGUACUUAUCCACCCCUCGUGGGUGCUGACCGCGGCCCACUGCAUGGAGGAUGCCAGGAAGCUCAUCGUCAGGCUCGGGGAGUACGACCUGCGGCGCUGGGAGAAGUGGGAAGUGGACCUGGACAUCGGCAAUGUUUUCAUCCACCCCAACUACAGCAGGAGCACCACUGACAAUGACAUCGCGCUGCUGCGCCUGGCCAGGCCUGCCACUCUCUCACAGACCAUUGUGCCCAUCUGUCUCCCAGAUAGCGGCCUCUCUGAGCGCGAGCUCACCCAGGUCGGCCAGGAGGUGGUGGUGACGGGCUGGGGCUAUCGCAGUGAGAUCAAGAGGAACCGCACCUUUGUCCUCAACUUCAUCAAGAUCCCCGUGGUCGCGCGCAAUGAGUGCAUUCGGGCUAUGCACAAUAUGGUCUCAGAGAACAUGCUGUGUGCCGGCAUCCUCGGGGACCCACGGGACGCUUGCGAUGGUGACAGCGGUGGGCCCAUGGUCACCUCCUUCCGUGGCACCUGGUUCCUGGUGGGCCUCGUGAGCUGGGGUGAGGGCUGUGGGCGCCUGCACAACUAUGGCAUCUACACCAAAGUCAGUCGCUACCUUAAUUGGAUCCACAGCUAUUUGGGGGCCAAGGACACUGCCCUCCAGGUCCAGGUUCCAUAGUAUCGUCCCUCCUACUUGCUCUUGGAAUGGGAGCUGGGCUGUCAAAUGACCUUCAGUGGGACAUGCACCAAGCACACAGCCUGCUGCUGUGUCCUCCGUCCCUCUUCUGGGCCGUUGUGAAGUUACAUUCGUGGAGCACCUGCUGUCUGCCCCAUGCUUCAUGAAGAGAUUCUCAUUUAACCACCACAGCAGCUCUGUGAGGGGCAGAGGAGCAGGUGCAAGUUCUGUGGGGUCUGAAUCUGAUUGUUCAAAUAAAAAAAAAUAUAAAUACAAACUUGCUAGAGCCUCUCCCAGGGCCUUGGAAAGGGCCUGUGCAUGUUAGCUUUAGAGUAAGCUCAACUAUGGAGGUAGGUAUUUUUAUCCCUUACUGCAGAUGAGGAAACACGCUCAGUAAAGUUUACAAGAUGGAGUCAGGAUUCAAGUCGAGACCUGA
This is a messenger RNA of Trichechus manatus latirostris (Florida manatee), 1792 nucleotides long. It is a transcript of the gene PROC, whose product is annotated as protein C, inactivator of coagulation factors Va and VIIIa. Lineage: Eukaryota; Metazoa; Chordata; Mammalia; Sirenia; Trichechidae. The record is from RefSeq and is a predicted model, not a curated record. The coding region runs from base 7 to 1359 and encodes 450 amino acids. Gene Ontology annotation, molecular function: serine-type endopeptidase activity; calcium ion binding. Gene Ontology annotation, biological process: negative regulation of blood coagulation; proteolysis; blood coagulation. Gene Ontology annotation, cellular component: extracellular region. The transcript has 8 exons.